ACUUAUAUUUUUCCAGAGAAACGGACUCAAAUCAAAAUCCAUAAAAGCGACAGACAACCUCUCGACUGUACACUAGUGAUUAGUGAGACGGAAACUACUUCCGGGUUACUGUUUCAUUGGGGUGUGUGUAGUUUGCUAGCAAAACUGUACCAUGUGUGAUAACGAGUAACAACUAACUACUAUGAGCUCACAGAGAGGUAACGCGUCUCGUACGCGAACCCAAAAGCACCAAAACACGACCGCCUUCAAAAACGACAAAUUUGGAGCGAGUGUACAAGUAAAGAAAGCGAAUUCUAAGAUCCACGAUGGACUAUGUCAACACUGCAAGGGCGUUCUUGAGUGGAAAGUCAAGUACAAAAAAUAUAAAAGUCUAACACAGCCCAGGAAAUGUGUAAAAUGUUCUCAGAAGACAGUGAAGGACGCUUAUCACAUAAUUUGUAAGCCCUGCUCUCUUCAGAUGGAAAUAUGCUGCAAGUGCGGGAAGAAAGAGGACAUUGUCAUCCCAAUUAACUUUAAUCUGGAACAAGCCGAAGAAGAAAAGGAUGGCAAACAGAAAAGCAAAAUGUACAAAAAGGACAAAAAUAACUUUGAGAGCGAUGAUGAGCUUGAUGAUGAUGAUAAUGAUGAUGAUGAGGAGGAGGAGGAUGAGGAGGACUUCGUUGACCUUAAGGACAAAAAAGAUGAAGAAAGUGAAUCUGUACUAGAGAAGGCGCAAAGCAAGUCUGUUCCACUUCCAGAUGUUUCCAUAGUGAAUAUCACAAACUAAAUGAUUAGACAGGUGGACUCUUUGACAUGUUACUAGCGCAUCAGCAUCAUCCGGUUAUACUUUCUGAUACUAAAUGGUGACACAGUGCUGGUUUCUUGCUCUAGCGGAUUCAACCAACUUCCAUUCAUCCAUUUUCGUAUCCUCAUUAGACUCAGGAGUAAAAUGGAUCUUAUCCUAGCUGACCUUUGGCAAGAGAUGGAGUGCACUUUGAAUCACCAACCUUUCACAACUACCGCCAAUUUAGAGGCUUCAGUUUAUCUAUGGGGCAUUGCGGGGGAAUGUGGAAGGAAACCAGAUCACCCGCAGCUACUGCACUCAAGCCGGGUGAGGACAUGCAACCUUUAUACAGGAAGGCCCGAGCCCAGAUUCUAAUUCCUCACUUCUGAUUUGUGAGGCGGAUGUGCUGACCGUCAAAAAAAAAAAUUCUCCAGUCACAUCCAGUGAGGACCACUUUCAAAUAAAAUGUGUUUGUAGCUUUGAAGAUCAACUGGAUUUACCACAUGUGGAGUCCGUUUAAGAAGUAUGUUGCUCAAAGACAGUCAGUGUAAAUAUAAACCAUCUGAGCUCAAGUUUGAAGUUCAUAGCAAAGACUUUGACUUUAUCUGUAUUAAAUUUGCAAAAAUUC
Messenger RNA from Syngnathoides biaculeatus (alligator pipefish), 1391 nucleotides. RefSeq names its product chromosome 4 C9orf85 homolog (gene c4h9orf85). The transcript has 4 exons. The record is from RefSeq and is a predicted model, not a curated record. NCBI's taxonomy places the organism in Eukaryota, Metazoa, Chordata, Actinopteri, Syngnathiformes, Syngnathidae. The coding region runs from base 182 to 766 and encodes 194 amino acids.